Melopsittacus undulatus (budgerigar) is the source of this 4938-nucleotide messenger RNA. It is a transcript of the gene SPIN1, whose product is annotated as spindlin 1. The transcript is spliced from 7 exons. Gene Ontology annotation, biological process: gamete generation. Lineage: Eukaryota; Metazoa; Chordata; Aves; Psittaciformes; Psittaculidae. The coding region runs from base 508 to 1296 and encodes 262 amino acids. The record is from RefSeq and is a predicted model, not a curated record.
UGUUUUGAACGGCUCGAUGAGGGUGGCUCACUAUUUGGCAGGAAGGUGAGGAGGCCUCUAUCCUGGCGGUGGAGCUGGCAUAGGGAGAGGGGAUCCAAAUGUGGCAGAGGCGAGCUAGAGGCAGCGGCGGCGGAGGGGGGCAAACGAGACAAGGGAAGCGGCCGUCCCCGUUGCCGCCGCGGAGCAGCUGAGCGGCCUGGCAAGGAGGGGGGCUGCGGCUGCGCUGGCACCCCCCCGGGACGCCGGCCUCGCAGUCCCGGGCGCCCGUCCCGCAGGCAGUGUGCUGUGAUCCAGGAAGCUUUACAAAAACUAACAAGCAGAACACCUGGGCUGAGUGCUAUAACUGAAAAUACAUCUUCUGCGUUUGAGGAAGGACAAGUUCAUGAUUGAAUGGUGGAUUAAUAAGUAGCUGUCUUCUUCCAAGAGUAAGAAGAUACCCAGGGAGUUGGGAAGAACUGAAUUUUCACCCUAGUCCAGCAGCUUUGCUGCUCACUUAAACACAGAUGAAUGAAGACCCCAUUUGGAAAAUCACCAGGUCAGCGGUCCAGAGCUGAUGCAGGUCAUACAGGAGUGUCUGCCAGCAUGAUGAAGAAAAGAACUUCCCACAAAAAGCAUAGAAACAAUGUGGGACCAAGCAAACCUAUUUCUCAGCCACGAAGAAAUAUUGUAGGCUGCAGAAUACAGCAUGGAUGGAAGGAAGGUAGUGGACCUGUAACACAAUGGAAGGGCACAGUUCUUGAUCAAGUUCCUGUAAAUCCCUCUCUCUAUCUUAUAAAGUAUGACGGAUUUGACUGUGUGUAUGGACUAGAACUGCACAAGGAUGAAAGAGUUUCAGCACUUGAAGUUCUUCCAGACAGAGUUGCUUCAUCUCGAAUUAGUGAUGCCCACCUGGCAGACACAAUGAUUGGUAAAGCUGUGGAACAUAUGUUUGAGACAGAGGAUGGCUCAAAAGAUGAAUGGAGGGGGAUGGUUUUGGCUCGAGCUCCUAUUAUGAACACGUGGUUUUAUAUUACCUAUGAGAAAGAUCCUGUCUUGUACAUGUACCAGCUCUUAGAUGAUUAUAAAGAAGGUGACCUUCGCAUUAUGCCUGAUUCAAAUGAUUCACCUCCUGCUGAACGGGAACCAGGUGAAGUUGUAGACAGCCUGGUAGGCAAACAAGUGGAAUAUGCCAAAGAAGAUGGCUCAAAAAGGACUGGCAUGGUCAUUCAUCAAGUUGAAGCCAAACCAUCUGUCUAUUUCAUCAAGUUUGAUGAUGAUUUCCAUAUUUAUGUCUACGAUUUGGUGAAGACAUCCUAGACAUCAUCGUGAACUUUUGCCAAAUUUGUGGAACUAUUAAAUGUAAAAUUUGUAGACACAAAGACUUGACUGCUUUCCAGUUUAAUGAAAGCUUAAAUGUCCCUGCGAACCCACAAUCUCUGCCAGCAAAACUGUUUUGUUCUGAAUAAUAUAAACGUGACAUUUUGUGUAAGAGAGCUCCUUUUCGUGAAGGAAGUUGAUAUAUUUGGGCAGGAGGGAGUUAAAAGCAAAGAACAGCUGCAAAUUCAAGCUGUGUAAAGUUGAUCUAGUAUUGUAACCAUUAAUCUAAAUUUUUUCGUAGAUUUUAACUUUUUCUUCAACCUUGCACUCACUUGUUCAACUGCCACAUGCAAGUGUAGUUUGAUAUUUUGAUAUGCCUUCUUUUGUAACAUUAAAUUUAAUUUUUUGGCUACUAGCAGUCCUUGUUUUCAGGGUUGGGACAGAGGUGACUUUUCUGAAAGGUUUCAACAGUUCGUUCAGCAUUGAGGAGUGCCUAACCCAAGUAACAUCAGUCUGCUGUGUUUCUACACGUUAUUUCAAAUUUAGCUUUUUAAGAACUUGCAGUACGUAGGAAUACUUGUGCAUUUUUACUAGUCACAGGGCAGUAGGAUAUCAAGUGUUUGACUUAAUGCACCUUUCAGUGAAAAGGCUUUAAACUAUAAAAUGCAUUUAAUCUGUAUAACCAGUUAAUUAGAAAAUGCAGGUUAAUGGCCCAUAUUGACAAGUUGUAGGAACCAGUAAAAUACAUGCCACAAGGCUGCCUUCAAUCCUAAAUGUUGUACUUCUUUCUUUCUUUCUUAUACACACUUCUUAGCAAAACCCAAGUGCUUGGUGCCACAACUUUAACAGUAUAUAUGCUACUUCAGAAGACUUUAGACUACACAUUGGCAAUCAGUAGUCUCUCAUUUAAUAUCAAAACCUAGCAACCUGAAUGUUUAUGUGUGGACUUAGAAGCCUAACAGUAGUUAAAUAAAUAAAUACAAUCUCAUGCCAGGGGAGUGGGGAGGGGGUGUCCUUUCACAUUCAAGACUUUAGAGAAGGAGAAGCAUUUGUUGCCUUCUGCUCAGUCUGUUGCAUUUCUUUGUUUUGUUCUAAACCAUUUUGGUUCAAGAAGGCAUCUUCCCAAUUCUUUUUCUGGCUUUUCCACAUAAGGAGUAUCUGGACAAAUCUACAGCUUAAACCUGUUGUUGACUUCUGUGGUGUACAUUGUACUUGCUUUGAGGUAUGCUGUUAACAUGAAUUUCAUUCUAUGAACACUAGAGUUCUGCAUGCCAGUGGUGUACUAUCUGAUGGAAGCUAUAGGCAGUCUCAGUGGUUCAGUCAUCUGCAUUAGAUUGUGGAUGUAAAUAGCAGCCCACAACAGCAAAAUCCUGUCAUAGUUUUAAUCUUGCAAGUUAGUUGUAAAGGUUUUUAAAUAGAGGCUUCCAAGUAUGGCAGUCUUUAAAAGCAUGAGAAUUGCAACAAGGAUCAGCACAGCAACAAAAUCCUCAUGGUACAUUAAGGCAGAGCUCUGCAAGUUUCAAAGAACUGCUUCACAGAAAUACAGUUUGUGAAGACAGUCAACACUGUUGAUGGAAGGAACAAAUACUCUGAUAAUCCAACCAUUUGCCGUUAGGGGAAGGAUGCAGGACAGAUGCUGUUAAUCAGAGUUCAGAGGUCCGAGUGACCUCUUGUGGGUAUUCUUGAUAUUGAAGACUCAGUGGUUUAAGCCCCUUUCUGUCAACUUUUUUGCCUGAUUUCAUAUUUUAGCCUUAAGGCUUGUGCCUCAUUAUGCUCUUGAAUGGUAAUAAAUACUCUCCAUAUAAAUAUGAAACCUUAAUUCUUUGUCCAUUGCUAUUAUAUUGCAUAUGUCCAGUAUUUCAUCAUGGGCAACCAAAGGCAGGCUGUUGUCUUUCAGUGAUAGCUUAUCAAUGCAGUCCUUAAGCACUAGGUACCCGAGUCGUAAAUGUUCCUUGCGUUUUGAACAAAGUGAGCAGAUUUGCAACACAGUGUUUUCAUCCUGCAGAUCUGUUAUGUGUUUUCUAUUGACUCUUAAGAGUCCUGCAUGUAAAUCUCAAAGCUGAGCCUGGCUCCAUGAGCCCAAAUUGAUAUCUGUGGCACAAGAAUGAGUGAGUGUAUUGAUUAUACACAAGAUACAUAAAUAACCUAGUACACUGAACUUUGGGCUAUACAUCUGAGGAAUACAAGGUUUGUUUUGAAAUAUCUGAGGUUUAGGUCUACUGGAACAUUUUUAGCAUUAGGCUUGCAUUUGUGGGUUUUCUGCAAGCCUCUUGGAUACACCAUGUAUUCUGCCAAUUAGAGUAUAAUCUAUAAACUGUAAAUUUAAUGGUUGUUUUUGGAUGUCCCCAUUGUCUGUUGAGUGGGUAUUUCUUUUCAUCCUUUAUUUUGCUUCUUUUUUUUUUCUUUUCUUUUUUUUUUUUUGAUAGCUUAGACCACCGUUUUUGAGGCUUGAGACUAAUUCCACUCCCUGCCCAUCUGCUUUGGGCUUUGUUUUAGGCUCAUGUUUCAGAUCUGCAUGCAGUGCUUGCGUUACCCUGGUAACUAAAUGUUGGUUCCUUGUUAUAGGGGUUCAACAUUACUUUCCAAAACCACAUAGGGCUUGUGAUGGCACAAGCCAUGGAUCUUUGUAUAAAAGUUACUCGCCUUUCACAUUUACCUGCUGUAGUAUUGUUGUAUAUUGUGUGUGUGCGUGUGUGUGAUGUCAGGCUGCCAUGUAAAACUUUUUAAAAGGGAAAAAAAAAAUGCAGACCAUCCUUUUUGCAUGCUUAGAGGGUUAGAACAUUCAAUGUAACAAACUAAAGUUGCAUGUUAAAAUGUUUAGGUUUUUGUUUUGUUCUGUUUUUAUUUUGUGUUCAGUUUUUUGUGAAUUUGCUUAUUGUGCUGUUUUAAUGGUUGUUAGUAGGAUUAAAUGCACCGGUGAGACGAGCAUAGUGCCAACAGAAGGUAAUUUUCCAGUUGUAUGUGUCAUACAGCAUUUGAAGGGACCAAGUAUUCUGUUAAAGAAAAAAUAAAAUUGCAGUUGAUUAACAAAACACUACAAUUUUCUUUCUUUUGAGUGCCAAACUCUAAACAAUGUUGGAAUAGACUAUGGGGAAACCCCUUUUUGGGGUUUGUUUUUUGUUUUUUUGGUUGGUUUUUGUUGGGUAUGGGGGGUGGGGGGAUGUUUUGUUUCUUUGGUUGGUUGGGUUUUUUGGGUUUCUUUUUCUUUGGGUUUUUUGUUGUUUUUUUUUCAAUAGCUAGAAGCCUCCUUUAAGGAAAUGAUUUUAAAAUGGAGGCUUUAUCUUCAGAUAGAAUUGACUUCAGUUGCUUCAGGGUUAAAAAUUGUGGUAAAAACAGUUUCUGGUUCCUUGAAAAUGCUGUGCUUUUUGUAUUUUACAUCAUUAGUGCAAUUUGGAUGGUUCUUGGUAUGUGUAUAGUUCAAAGGUCUUCGUGUUCACAUUUUUAAAUUAGGUAAUGACUUCAUCUUUAGAGCUUGGUUUCAUUAUUUUUAUUUUAUUUUGAACAAUGUAGACAGUUCCCUGUUCUCUGCAUUUAGAAGUAUAAACACUUUAAAUCUGUUACUUAAUUCUGUAAGUAAUUUUUAUAAUUAUGAUGUAACUCUAUCCUUAAAACAUUUAAAAUAAACCCUUUAUGUGCAACUUA